Siniperca chuatsi (mandarin fish) is the source of this 3060-nucleotide messenger RNA. Its product is annotated as protein mono-ADP-ribosyltransferase TIPARP-like. The transcript has 6 exons. Lineage: Eukaryota; Metazoa; Chordata; Actinopteri; Centrarchiformes; Sinipercidae. Gene Ontology annotation, molecular function: metal ion binding; NAD+ poly-ADP-ribosyltransferase activity. The coding region runs from base 589 to 2526 and encodes 645 amino acids. The record is from RefSeq and is a predicted model, not a curated record.
UAAUGCGAAAUAGGUUAGAUAGGGCAACCAUUAUAUAAUGUAAUUGCAUGGACUCUACAGUGCAGUGUAAAACAUUUGACAGCUUUGUUACUUACAUUUUGAUUAUAAUAACUAAAGAUGAAACUGGCUUUUCACAAUAUGUUAUUACAGUGGACUUUCUUUCUUUCUAUCUACUUAUCGAAAAAAGUCAAUUCAGAAAACUGGUAAAUUAUGGCAGAUUAUUUUGUGUGUGAAGAUUGUCUUUUUUUAUUUGGUCUAUUGAAAUUUAUCUUGGUCCAUAUCUAUAACCUAUAUUUGUUUGUACGCUACAGUUAGGUUGCACAUUUACCUGUAGGCUAUGUGUAAUUACUGUGAAAAUACUCAUUAUUGGUAUUUUAACAGCGUUUUGAUGCCCCCAUUUCACCCCACCCACUAAACUUUAAAGCUUGGCACGUUGACAUUGUCGCUUUACCGAAAGCAAAGCUCUCUGAGCAGCUCCUGAGAAUUAACGUUACUUAAAAAUAAUUUUCUGAGUGCAGUUGUUUUGUGUGAAGCUGGUGAUUCAACGUCACAGGCCUCAGCAGGUGUCAGGACUGACGGAGGUCCAAGAUGCCUUACGCUUCAUCCAGCAGAGGGAAGAAGAGAAAGUUGGCAAACGAUAAUUUAGUUUUAGAGCCCCUGUCCAAAUCUUCCAAAGUCACCUUGCUGAGCCCGUCUCUCCUCCUACUGGAAAUCCCUGCCGACACCAACACCAGCCUCCCAGUGUGGGACGCCAUGAGAUCCCAGCAGCUUGACAUCGCCUGGAUCGCCAACCCCUACAGCAUCAGUGUUCAUUUAACCCCUGUGACCUCUAAGCAAGGCACGACUACAACUUCCAGCAAAAGUGAAAGCACGUCCAGCGUGGCACAGACCUCAGCGCCUUCUACCAGCAUCCUGCAGCCUCACAUGGUCAUCCAGUCCAUCACUCAGCAGCAUGGCGCCUCCCAGAACUCCUCCUGUGUCCUGCUAACCUUCUCUCAAAACAGCACCCAAUCACUGCCAAGCCCUCCUGGUCAACUACAGAAAAUACCUCCAAACCCUAACCCAGCCACCUCCCUCAUCUGUCCACUGCCUCUCAUCAUCACCCAACCACAGCCUACCUGUCAGCCCAGCACCCCUACCAAGCAAGGGCUCCUACCCGCCAUCAUGACGCCGACAGCCACCCCCACCAAGCUGCAAGCCCCGUCCAAAGUGCCUGUCCUGUCUCCGUUCCACACGAAGAGCUCCCCCGACAUCCAGAUCUGUGACAACUUCCUUCUAAGUUUGUGUCGCGCAGGGAAAAAGUGUAAGAUGCACCACACUCCCUACCCGUUUCACUGGCAGCUGUGGUGUGUGAUCACCCACCAGUGGAUCGACAUCUGCCCUCGCUCUCAGGUCUUACUGGAGAGGUUCUACAGCGAUGUCAACCAAGAGGUUAUUUACAUCAGGGAUGGGCAUGUCCGCUACAGUCUGAACUUUGACAUGAUGGAGUUGGACGACCCAUCUAAGUAUGAUGGGGUUAGACGACUGACUAACUCUGACAGUCUGGUCAAGAACCCUUACUUUCCCAACAAAUGGAAAAUCUACUGGUGGAACAACUUUGGCUGGGAAGAGUACAACAAGACUGUGUCCACCUGUCUGCUGAAGAAGAUGAGUGAAAAGGAGCCCGAGUCUUCCUUCUAUAUCGGCUCACAGGAGUACAAGUUGGACUUCACCACCAUGAUCCAGACCAACGUCACCACAGGGUACCAGAGGGACGUUCGCUGCAGACCUGUGUACCGCUCCCCUGAUUCCAUGAAGCCUUACCUGCAGACCGGAAUCCAAACUGACCCCAUCGAGCCUGCCAGUGAUCCUCCAGGGGCCAACUUCAGUGUGGACCCUCUGGAGGAGUUCAGCUCCUGGUAUCCUCCAGUAUGGUGUCUGGCCUCAGAGCAGGAUUACAGCCUGGUGGAUGUUCCCGCUGGCACACAGGCCUACCGGGUGGUCCAAAACCUCUUCCAUGAGAGCCUGCCUGAGACCAAGGUGGACAUCAUCGGCAUCCAGCAGGUCCAGAACCUCCUUCACUGGGACAAGUACCAAAGGCACAAGGUGUACAUGCAGAAGCAGCACGCUAAGUCUACAGAGCCUCUGGAGAGACAUCUCUUUCACGGGACAACCAAAGUGGCCUCAGAAGAAAUCUGCCACAACAACUUCGACCCUCGAGUGGCCGGGGUCAACGGAACAUCCUGCGGUUUUGGCUCCUACUUCGCCACCACCGCCUCCUUCUCCAACACCUACUCAGCCAGGGUGGGACCAGAUGAGGUCUGCCACAUGUUCCUGGCCAAAGUCCUGGUAGGGAAGGUGAGUCUUGGAAGGAGCCACUACCGCCGGCCGCCGCAGCUCAACUCCAAGACGAAAGAGCACCGUCUCUACGAUACCUGCGUGGACAACAUGGACAAACCCACUAUGUUUGUAGUUUUUGAUAGCUGUCAGUGCUACCCAUACUACCUCAUCAAGUACAAAGAUCUGCCCAAAGAGAUUGAUAUUUGAUGAGAGAGGAGAGGCAUUGAUAGUGGAGCUAGCUGAUGUUAAUUAUUCAGACAUAAACAGUAUUAAAGGUGUCCAGUUGUAAGAUGACCUGAAAUGUUAUCAAAUGUUAUCAUUUGCAUCUGCAGCAAAUGCUCAGUUCACUUAGAUAAAAUGUACAAUAUAUAGAUUAUGUGCAAUGAAGUUCUACUUGACAACAAUGAAGACAUGUAAGCAGACAGUUAAAAUGUAGUUCAAACUUACGAAGCACUUUUAUUUUGGUUAUUCAAACAUUUUACAUCGAUGGAAAUAAGUAGUUUUGUUUUUCUCUCAAAGGUGUUCUGAAUCAAAUUGACAUCUGUCAUGUUUAGGAAAAUAAACUGUUUACUGAAUACAUUCAUCUCUCUGUAUUUUAACAUGAUAAACAAGUUUGAUCAUCCAUUGUUUUAUUUUAAUCUGUUCAAAUACAGCCAUAUACCUGAUUGUAUGUUUUUCAAAUGUCAGACUGGAAUGUGUUUCACCAAAGUCUCUUGUAGUAAAAGCAUAUAUAUUUCAAAA